Messenger RNA from Babesia ovata, 1485 nucleotides. RefSeq lists its product as uncharacterized. The record is from RefSeq and is a predicted model, not a curated record. The coding region runs from base 1 to 1485 and encodes 494 amino acids. Lineage: Eukaryota; Apicomplexa; Aconoidasida; Piroplasmida; Babesiidae. Gene Ontology annotation, biological process: inositol phosphate biosynthetic process. Gene Ontology annotation, molecular function: inositol tetrakisphosphate kinase activity; inositol-1,4,5-trisphosphate 3-kinase activity. The transcript has 7 exons. Gene Ontology annotation, cellular component: nucleus; cytoplasm.
AUGGAGAACCCGCAAAAUACCGAUCGGCACGAGCUCGAGCUUUUCGACCGCAGGCACAAGAAGCUAAGCGGCACAUCGCUCGUACUCUGUGACCAGGAUUACCGAUUUGUGUACAAAAUAAUACCGGAGUACACAACCUCCGAGGCGACCUUCUACUGCCUAAUCAACGGCUACCCGGCGCAGGAUAAUCCCGUACUUUACGAGUGUCUACAUGGAGCGAUUAAGCGCCCGGACAAACUCGCGCAGAUGGGCGUGCUGCCCGCGUUUAAAGGAGUAGUGAAGGUUGUGGAGGAGGAACACGACACAUCCGAAACUAAGGAUGACGACGAACAUUGCAGUCUUGUGAGAUACUUCGAAGGUGAAGGCAUCCUGGGGGUACCCAAAACAGUGUUCACGGCAAUCAAGCUGGAGAACCUUUUGCACGGCUACGAAAGACCGGCCGUCAUAGACAUAAAACUUGGUAUACACAACACACUAGACAACGAGCAAUAUGGAGGCCUAGAUGCAGCGACUCGUGCUGCAUGUGUAAAGCGCUGGCAGGACCUCAAAACGACACACAAGCUGGAGCACAUGUGCACGAGCAGCACCAAACGGCUAUACAACAUCAGCGCCGAAGAUCUGGGGAUGGGACCGCCGUUUAGCGACAUGGAACCGACCGAGCUUCACUCUCUGCUAAAAUCCUGGCGCCAGAAAAUUGUGGCGUCGCAGACUCCUGAAGUCGAGCUCGGUUUCAGAGUCUGCUCCAUAUACAUCGCAAAAGACGAUGGCGUACUGGAAGUCUCGGCUUCGCAGGCAAAAUUGCUGAAACAAGAAGAUACCGUCAACAUACUACACACGGCGCUAAGCUCCAUACCGGAGGUGCGGCAGCGAAUGGUUGAUGCGCUGGUCGGCCUCCGCGAUUGGGUGGCGAUGCAGGACCUGCUGUCCUUCGCCGCCACUUCACUGCUGAUAACGUACGACCAAAAAGAGCCCACACGAUGUCGCGUGAAGUGGGUUGACUUCACCCAUGUCGAGAGCAUAAGGCACUCUCAGUUCUCUGUGGUAACGGUCAAACAGGCGUUGGAGGCGCAUCUGGUCGUUCUGCUUGAGAAUGGACGUCACAGUGACGCUGCCGAAAACGAAGCGUCUAGCGCUACCGAUCGACGGGGUCCUCGGCACCACGGAGUCUGUGUUGUCGGAGAUUCCGCCGAGGUUUUCGAACAGGUCCAUAGUGACGAAUUCCACCAGCGUGCGCAAAGCUUCAGGGUGGCCGUAGACGGCAAAGAGCACGCAGAGGCCGUCGGCUUCCAGCUCUCGCUGGUAGGCUGCCGCUGCUGCAUUGAGCAGAGCUGCGCCUUCCUGGCGUGCGAGUUGCAGUUCGCGAACCACUAUGGCCUCGAGCCCCUCUUCCGACCACUGCAAGGCGCGGCUCAACAGUGGACCCUGACGACUGUUGUCGCCCACGUACUUUUCGUGGUGACGAUCGUCAACACCGGACAGGCCUAA